AUGAGUGCCUUAUCGACUGACAAUUCCAACAAGGUAAACAAGGUCGAAGUUCUACCUCCGAGCGACACUAAAGCCAAUAAGGAGGUGUACUACGACUCGAAUGAAUUCGCGGAUGAGUUUUUUUCCAUUACAGAACCACUUCAAGAAGUUCCCAACAUCCUCAGCACAACAAAACCUUUAUCAAUGCUCUCCAACCGGUUUUCGAUGCAGCGAUAUCUGCAGAUCGUUCCGCAUCUUUUUACGCUUUCCGAGAAACACCUGUCCGAGCUUGAUGUAAUGGUACGUGAGUAUGGUGAGCUUGACAUCAUUAUUGAAGAGGGGCAACUACUGCAACACAUUUACGUAGUCGCCUUCGGCAGUGUUGAAGUGAUGAACUCUAAAAAGGGAAUCAAACGCGCCUUCGGUCAUCGCCGCGUUGGUAGCAUCACUUCCGCCAGUGUAUUCGGGAUCGACAAUGCCAUCCUCGAGAGCCCUGUCGAGUUUACCUACCACGCCAGUACCCGGAGUACGUUGCUGCUGAUUCCCAAGGAAAAAUUCAUUGCACUCUUUUCACAAUCGCCCGUAUUCGCAAGCAGUGUCUCGAGUAGCAUCGUCCAAACGCUGCCUGCAUUCACGAUAUUCAAAGACUUUUCGCGAUCGAUUUUCGGCCUUUCAUCUGCCUCCUUUAGGAAAAGCGAGAUCCAUCAGGGGGAAGGGUACCUUCUUCCAUUACAGACCCUCGUGGGGCUUUAUAAGCAAAGUGAAACGGUUCAGCACAGACUUAUUCACUCCAAGGAGAUUGAUGGGGAGGCUCUGUGCUAUUGUCUUCGUCGUCUUCCUAUGAACAUCACAACGACGUAUAUUGUCGUCCUCGCGUCGUUGCUAUCAAACUUUAUCUCCAACGAGUUCAUUGCGGACGUCACCGAGAAUAUGCGCCGAGGGAUGGUUCCUAAUACCCUUACCGUCGAUACAGGAAGGCGUCGGCGCUGCGCCUGGACGUUCGCUGAUGGGGGGCAGACCUUCAUCAUGAUGCGUGACGGCUUCACAGAUCCCAUUGACUUUGUCUCCACGCUUUGCAUGUUCAUUGUGGAGUCCCGAAAGAUAUGCAUGCGCCUUGAGCAGCUGGUCUCCCCUUCCGCGAUUGAAAUUCUGCGCGAGGAAUUGUCGCGGCAGACCUCCGGAGGAGACACGUCCCACGCACUUGAGCGGCUUCCCUUUUCUCCACGUGAAAAGGACGCACUCAAGCGCACUUGGGGUGCGAACGUGGUAACCGCGCUGUACAAUAUUCUCCAGCACCGUGAGGAGUACGUGAUCCGCAUCGGGCCAACCGUUUCCAGGCAGUUUUUCCAAGAUGCAUAUACAACCUGGGGUCUUUCUAUCGCCCUACAAAUUAAGAAAGCAUUGGGGUUGUCUAACGACCUCAGUUUGCCCACGGACAUUGUGGUGGAUAUCUUGUUCUCGUCCAGUCGCGUGCUCAGGAACCUCUUCUGUGCAAUGGGAACGGAAUUGAAAAAAUUGGUGGCCAGUCGAAGCCCCACAGAUGGAGCGGAAGCCUCAACCCCACGUCCGAUGGCGGGUGGGGUGUGGAGAAACCCAUCGGAUCGAUACUACUACAUGCUCACGACUCUUCUUGAAAAAGAUGUGGCUGUGCGACGGUCAUACCGUGCGAGCCUGGAGUUGAACGGCUUCACGCUUAUGGAGGACGUGCAUUCUUCCGCUCUUAUCGUUGACUUGAUUGAUAUCCGAAAGAUAAACCCCAAAUACAUGGAUCCGGCCCUUAUUCCGUAUGCUGAAGGGCCAAGAAAAGAGGCAAAUACAUCCAAGCCUCAUUUCAUCAUCAACGUAGACAAGACCUUCGGUGCCCAGGUCGAGGCCAUCCUAAGAUCACUCUUGUUGAGCUUUGGCAGUCGUAUCCGGAGCGUGAACCUCUUUGGCAAGGCUGCAGGGCUACAGGGGAAUCACGGCGAUGUCGUGCUACCCUCGAAGCUUCUUUUUUCGAAACGCUCCUUUGGUGAGGACUCCUAUGACGAAGCCCGGAACUGCAAUCAAACCAGCUUGAGCGUAGAGGACCUCGAGCCGUUUUUUGAGAAAUCUUCGCCCACCGCUUUUCAUCGUGGGGUCUGUGUCACGCUUCCAGGGUUCGUCCUACAGAGCCUGCCGGCGCUCACGUUUUAUCACGUUGUCCACGGCGCCACCGCGCUGGAGAUGCAAAGUAGCUACGUGGCACGUCAGCUAGAAGAAUGCCACCGCACAGGCGUUUUGCCGUGUGGCGUGGCGAGUCGCUACCUUUUCUAUAUCGACGAUAUGCUUCUUCCCAGGAAAAAUUUUCCCCAUGGAAAGACCCAACGAAGUGAGUUAUUGUCCACUUUGUACGCCUCUACGCGGGCUCUCCUGUCUCGCAUACUAACUUCAUGA
Phytomonas sp. EM1 is the source of this 2394-nucleotide messenger RNA. Lineage: Eukaryota; Euglenozoa; Kinetoplastea; Trypanosomatida; Trypanosomatidae. The record is from the annotation of a GenBank genome assembly.